AAAAAAAUCAAAUUCGAUAAAUAUUUUUUUGUUGUUAUUUCCCAGUUUGUCCUGGCAAGAAAUAAAAUCAAUCUUUAUUCUUUAUAUAUCCAGAUAUAUAAAUAUAUAUAUGUAUAUGUAUUAGUGAAUGUGUUUGUGCUCGUGCAUUUGUGUGUGUGUAUUCCCCAUUGUGCAUUCCAUCCAUAAAUCUAACAUAACUUGAUCAAAUGACAAGUAUAACAACUAAUUAAUUAAUUGCUAUUUGUAUAUGCACAAUUGCAACGCAAAUAUAACAAAACAACCGAAACAACAACAACAACAAUUAUAAUUACAAUCAAACAACAAUCGAUAACAAACCGAUAAAAACAAAAAACAACAAAAAUGGCGGACAUCAUGCGUCCGCCGUUUAGCGAAAUCAAACGGCCCGACGAAAUUGUCAGAAUGACAACCGCCGAUAACUUGAAAUUUGCCGUCCUCAUCGGACUCAUCGAGGUCGGCCAGGUGACCAAUCGUGAGGUGGUCAAUACAGUUUUACAUUUGCUGGUCGGCGGUGAAUUCGAUAUGGAAUUGAAUUUUGUGAUACAGGAUGCGCAGAAUAUUAAACAUAUGCUCGAGCUGUUGGAUCAUUGUCCGCCCAAUUUGCAGGCUGAAAUCUGGAGCGUGUUCAUUGCGAUUCUGCGGAAGAGCGUACGCAAUCUACAAGCCUGCACAGAUGUCGGACUUAUCGAGCAUGUGCUUGUCCGUCUGCAGCGCUCCGAAACAGUUGUGGCAGACUUACUCAUCGAGAUGCUGGGCGUAUUGGCGAGCUAUAGCAUAACGGUUAAGGAGCUGAAACUGCUCUUUGGCACGAUGAAGGCCAACAAUGGCAAAUGGCCGCGUCAUUCGGCCAAAUUGUUGAAUGUUCUAAGGCAGAUGCCGCAUCGCAAUGGACCCGAUGUAUUCUUCAGUUUUCCGGGACGCAAGGGAUCGGCUAUGGUGCUGCCUCCAUUGGCUAAAUGGCCCUAUGAGAAUGGAUUUACCUUUACCACCUGGUUUCGAUUGGAUCCAAUUAACUCGGUGAACAUUGAACGCGAGAAACCUUAUCUCUAUUGCUUCAAGACAUCGAAGGGAGUUGGAUACACGGCCCACUUUGUGGGUAAUUGCCUGGUCCUCACAUCAAUGAAGGUCAAGGGCAAGGGCUUUCAGCAUUGUGUCAAAUAUGAAUUCCAGCCACGCAAGUGGUAUAUGAUUGCCAUAGUGUAUAUAUACAAUCGUUGGACAAAAAGCGAAAUCAAGUGCCUCGUAAAUGGACAGCUGGCGUCGUCAACCGAAAUGGCCUGGUUUGUUUCCACAAACGAUCCCUUUGACAAGUGCUACAUUGGCGCCACACCGGAAUUGGAUGAGGAGCGCGUCUUUUGUGGCCAAAUGUCGGCAAUUUAUUUAUUCAGCGAGGCGUUGACAACGCAACAGAUUUGUGCCAUGCACCGUUUGGGGCCGGGCUAUAAGUCGCAGUUCCGUUUCGAUAACGAGUGCUAUCUGAAUCUGCCGGACAAUCACAAGCGGGUGAGUCACUUUCAACUAACAACCAGUUUGGGUGGUGCGGGUGGCCUCGAUGUUGCUGCCCCAAUCGGUGGCAGCAUUGCCAGCAGCAUCGCCAGCAGCAGCAGCAGUGGCAACAACAACAACGCAGCCAGUGGCAGCCAGCAACAGCAGACGCAGCAACAACAGCUGCAACAGCAGCAACAGUUGCAGUUGCAGCUGCAAUUUCAAACACUUGCCGCCGAGCAAGAGGCACGUGCCAUUGAUUGGUCCGACGAGCGGCUCGAUUUGAGUGCGGCCUUUGUUAAAAUCCGUGCGGUGUUAACCGCACGCAAUGCGGUGGCACUGGCAGCUCUUACUGGUGGUGCAACAGCAGCAACAUCGACAACAGCAGCAACAACAGCUGUUGCCACAGCGGCUGCAGCAACAGCGCCUGCCACGCCCACAACGCCAGCAGAUAAAAGUCACAGCAACAGUCAGACACAACAACUACAACAACAACUACAACAACAACCACUAAGUGGCAACAACAACAACAACAACAUAACGGAUGAUCCGCUUGGCCAUUUGCCGACUGGAAAUGCUUCUUUUGACAAGCUGCGUCGCAUGUCCAGUGUGACCAGCCUGAGCUCCAUUGGCGGCGUCGCCGUCGCGGGCGACACUGAGGAAAUCAACCAGCUAAAAGCUGUGCUGUACGAUGGCAAACUAUCGAAUGCCAUUGUUUUCAUGUACAAUCCCGUGGCAACCGAUGGUCAACUCUGUUUGCAGUCUUCCCCCAAAGGAAAUGUUUCAUAUUUUGUACACACGCCGCACGCGCUGAUGCUGCAGGAUGUCAAGGCUGUGGUCACGCAUUCCAUACACUGCACACUCAACUCGAUUGGUGGCAUUCAAGUGCUGUUUCCACUCUUCUCACAGCUGGAUAUGGCACACGAGGGCAUUAGCGAUAUCAAGCGAGAUCCAACGCUAUGCUCAAAGCUGUUGGGAUUCAUCUGUGAGUUGGUGGAAACAUCGCAGACGGUGCAACAGCAUAUGAUACAGAAUCGUGGAUUUCUGGUGAUAUCAUUUAUGCUGCAGCGAUCAUCCCGGGAACAUCUGACCCUGGAGGUGCUCGGCUCGUUUCUAAAUUUGACCAAAUACCUGGUCACGUGUCUGUCGGCCAACAGUGAUUUGCUUCUGAAGCAGUUGUUCUGUUUCUCCUUUCUCACGUGGCAGCUGCUCGAUCACGUUCUUUUCAAUCCGGCCUUGUGGAUCUAUACGCCAGCCAAUGUCCAAGCCCGUUUAUAUUCCUAUCUGGCCACCGAAUUUCUCAGCGAUACACAGAUCUAUAGCAAUGUGCGGCGUGUUAGCACCGUUCUCCAAACGGUACACACUCUCAAAUAUUACUAUUGGGUCGUUAAUCCACGCGCCAAAAGCGGCAUUAUACCCAAGGGAUUGGAUGGUCCGCGACCGGCUCAGAAGGAUAUAUUAGCCAUACGCGCCUAUAUUCUGCUUUUCCUCAAGCAACUGAUCAUGAUCGGCAAUGGCGUUAAGGAGGAUGAAUUGCAAAGCAUACUCAACUAUCUGACGACCAUGCAUGAGGAUGAAAACCUGCACGAUGUGCUGCAAAUGCUCAUCUCAUUAAUGUCCGAGCACCCGAGCUCAAUGGUACCUGCAUUCGAUGUGAAGCACGGCGUGCGCAGCAUCUUCAAGCUGCUGGCGGCCGAAAGUCAAUUGAUACGCCUCCAGGCGCUCAAGCUGCUUGGCUUCUUCCUGUCGCGGAGCACACACAAGCGUAAGUACGAUGUCAUGUCGCCGCACAAUUUGUACACACUGUUGGCGGAGCGACUGCUGCUGUAUGAAGAAUCGCUUUCCCUGCCCACAUACAAUGUGCUCUACGAAAUAAUGACAGAGCACAUAUCACAGCAGAUACUGUACACACGUCAUCCGGAACCGGAGAGUCAUUAUCGUCUCGAGAAUCCAAUGAUAUUGAAAGUGGUUGCGACACUGAUACGUCAAUCGAAGCAGACGGAAUCCCUGAUUGAGGUCAAGAAGCUGUUCCUGCAGGACAUGACGUUGUUGUGCAACAGCAAUCGGGAGAAUCGUCGCACUGUCCUCCAGAUGUCCGUCUGGCAGGAAUGGCUGAUUGCCAUGGCCUACAUACAUCCGAAGAAUACGGAGGAGCAGAAGAUUAGCGAUAUGGUCUACUCACUUUUCCGCAUGCUCCUACAUCAUGCGGUCAAGCACGAGUAUGGAGGCUGGCGGGUUUGGGUCGACACUCUGGCCAUUGUCCACUCGAAGGUCUCCUACGAGGAGUUCAAGCUGCAGUUUGCCCAAAUGUACGAGCACUACGAGCGACAGCGUACCGAUAACAUCACCGAUCCUGCCCUCCGUCAAGCCCGUCCCAUCAGCACCAUUAGCGGCUGGGAGCGCGAGGAGUUGCAACAACAACAGAACGGUCCGUCGGUAGCCGCUCAGCAACAGGUGCCGGCUAUCGAGAGUGCCGCCUCCAUAGCCUCACUCGAAGAUGUGCCGCCAGUGGAGGAGGAAGCCGAGGAGCUACAACAUUCCGGCGAUGUGGUAGCCGCUACCACAAACGAGUCCUGCGUCUGUGCCACCAAUGGUGAGACGGCCGAAACGGAGACAGUUUCAGUGGAGUCAGAGGUGGAGGUGGAGGUCGAGAUGGAGACAGAGAUGGAGUUGGAGACGGAGACGGAGCCGGAGCCAGCCAACAAAUCGGUAAUUGCCAACAUUUCCGAUGUGUACAAUGAGCAAAUCAAAACGGAUGAAGCGCUACAGGCGUCACCCGCUAACGCACCCACCUGCAAUGGCAGCCUUAGUCCCAGUCUCAGUCCGGAGUCUCAGCCCGGAGAGCCGGCAACCUCAGGCGGUGGCCAAGCGGCGCUCAAGGAGACGCUGCAGAUUAGCGAGGACAUGGAGGAGCUGGAAUUGGCCACAGCCAAGGAUGCACUCGAUGUGGAAGAGCAUGUGGCAAGUGUAUUACAAGAGUCCGAAGCGGCAUUGAAUGACUGCAAAAUGGUCGUGGAUGAGGCGUUGCAAGAGUCCUCAUCGGUGCUCAAGGACGAGGAGAUUGAGCUGGCCGUCAAUGAGGUGGUUCAGGGUGUGCUUAAGAGUGAGAAGAAGACACCGACGCAGGAUAAUGUGAGUCUGCUCAACAGCAAGAACUUGCUCAACAAUAAUAACAAUCCCAGCGAGGAAGAGCAGCAGAAGGAAAAGAAGACCGACAAUGAAAUGAUAAAGGAGCAGCCAGAGAAGAGAGCCGAAGAAAUGGAGGUGAAUGCCAAUGAGCUAACCAGCGAGGAGAAAUCCAAUCCCGUCAAGGAAUCAACAACAACAACGACGACGACGACAAAGCAAAUCGAGAAGCAGGAGAAUGUGAAGGAGUCAGAAAAGACAGAAAGGCAGGAAUCAAAUACAGCAACAGCAGCAAGCAAUCAAAAGACUGAAGAUGCCGUGGCCAAUAAGCUGAACAACAACGAGAAGCUCGAGCCUAACCCAGAGUCAGAGACUCCAGCCCUCGAGUCGGAAGUGAGCUCAUCCCUGAGCACAACUAUCGAGAGCAGCGAAGAGAUCACAGCGUCCCUAAGUACCGUCAGUCCGGUGGCAAACGAAGCACAGUCGGAGCUGGAUGGACAGCAGUUGGAACAGCCGGAGGAUGUGGUUGCCAGCGCUGUGCGUGAUAUUGUCGAGCAGCUGAUCGAUAAGGUUAUCGAUGCUGCCGAGAAGGAAGCCAAAGCAGAAAACAAUGCGGAAACUGAAACCAACAACAACGAGCUGCCACAAAAGGAAGCACAAACACAGUCGGAAGCAGAGAAAGAGACAGAGAAAGUGAAAGAUCCGGAAAUUGAGCAGGAACAGGAACAGGAGCAGGAAAGUGUUGCGACUGCCGCCAAAGAAAUUGUUCAUGAAGUUGUGGAAGCGGCUCUAGAUCUAGCUCAAGCUCAAUCACAAUCACAAGCUCAAACCCAAAUUGAAAUACUGCCGGCAGAGCCCGAGCUGGAAAGCAAGGAUCAUGUGUCGGAGAUUGUCAACGAAGUGCUCGAUACGCUUGUCGAGCAAACCGUCAAGGCUGUGGCCGCCGAGCAGACGACACAGACAACGCCAACACCGGAAAAUCAACCCGAACCGGAGACAGAACCUACGCCCGUAACGACACCAGCUCCGGCUGUCGUACGCGUCAAGCCCACCGAAGUGGACUCUACCACGCAGACGACGCCAAAGAACGAGGCGGAUGUGCACAAGGCAAUCGAGGAUCUGCAGGAAGUUGACGAGGAUGUUCAGGAUGCGGGCGCAGUCGAUGUCGAUGACGAUGACGAUGACUAUGCCGGACAACAAGCGACAACGUCCCCAACGACAGUCGAUAACGAGGGCACAGCCCAAAUGGAAGGUAAUCACUACGCGGGUGGUGCCACUGCAGCUGGCAAUGCUGAGGCUGGCAAACAGCAGCGUUCCAAGUCGGGAUCAACGCGUCCCAUGUUCAGUCCGGGUCCGACACGUCCACCGUUUCGCAUACCGGAAUUCAAGUGGUCCUACAUCCAUCAGCGACUGCUCAGCGAUGUGCUCUUCUCGCUGGAGACGGACAUUCAGGUGUGGCGCAGCCAUUCCACCAAAAGUGUCCUCGACUUUGUCAACUCCAGUGAGAAUGCCAUCUUUGUGGUCAACACGGUGCAUCUGAUAUCCCAGCUGGCCGAUAAUCUAAUCAUUGCAUGUGGCGGACUUUUGCCGCUUCUGGCCAGCGCCACAUCUCCCAACUCGGAGCUGGACGUGCUGGAGCCUACGCAGGGCAUGCCCCUCGAGGUUGCAGUCUCGUUCCUGCAGCGUCUCGUCAACAUGGCCGAUGUGCUGAUCUUUGCCACCUCGCUGAACUUUGGCGAACUGGAGGCCGAGAAGAACAUGUCCAGCGGUGGCAUCCUCCGUCAAUGCCUUCGACUCGUCUGCACCUGUGCCGUUCGCAACUGUCUCGAGUGCAAGGAGCGCACACGCUACAAUGUCGGCUCCCUCGCACGUGAUGUGCCCGGUGCGGCGCAUCUCCAGGCGCUCAUCCGUGGCGCCCAAGCAUCUCCAAAGAACAUUGUGGAGUCAAUCACUGGUCAAUUAUCACCCGUCAAGGAUCCUGAGAAGUUGCUCCAGGACAUGGACGUCAACCGAUUGCGCGCAGUCAUCUAUCGCGAUGUGGAGGAAACGAAACAGGCACAGUUCCUAUCGCUGGCCAUCGUCUACUUUAUAUCGGUGCUGAUGGUAUCCAAAUAUCGUGACAUACUGGAACCGCCCGCAGAGCCGCAGAUACAACGCCAAUCUCCAGUGCUGCAGCGCAGCUCGGGAAGCGAAGCCGCCAGUGCACGUCCCUUGUUCCCACAAUGGUCGCAUCACGUCUAUCCACAAUUUUUGCCCGAGUCGCAUCAAAAUCAUGUUGCCGCCGCCUCCAUGCAACAGCAGCAGCAGCAACAACAACAGCAGCAGCAGCAGCAGCAACAACAUUACUAUCAACAUCAGCAACAUAAUCACAGUCAUCAUCAUAUGGCUGCUGCAUAUUAUCAGCAUCAACAGCAGCAACAUGCCACGUCUCAGCAGCAGCAGCAGCAACAACAACAACAGCAGCUGGGCAACAUUUCACCACCGCCACCACUUGGCACACAUUCCACCAGCUCGUCGGCCAGCUCGUCAGCAACAUCGCAGCCAGCUUCAAGUUCAUCGCUGUCGAGUCUUGCCUCACAGAGUCAGCAACAGUUGCCGCCAACAGCAACACUGCAGCGUCAGCAACAGCAGCAGCUGCACAAGCAUCAGCAGCAGCAGCAGCAACAUUAUCAUUCACAUCAGCCACACUAUGCGCUGAUCAAUGGUCACCAGCAGCAACAGCAGCAACAGCAACAGCAACAGUUGCUCAACGGCAAGCACAAUCAUUAUGGACAAUUGGAGAACGGCAGCAACACUGGCUAUCAUCACACGCAUCCGCAUGCUGCCUAUAUGCGAAAUGUGGCAAUUAAUGGAGAGCAACAGCAGCAACAGCAACAGAAUGGUCUGGGACAGGAGCAACAUCAUGUUGUUGGUGGUGCUGCUGUUGUGGGAUUGCUCAAUGGGCAUGCCAGCAGCAAUGGCAAUAGUGCCAACAGCAACAGCAAUAACAAUAACCACAACAACAACAACAUCGCCAACAGCAACAGCAACAAUAUGCGCAACCUGCGAAAUGGACACGUUGCUGCCACAGCAACAGCAACAGCAACUGCUGCCGCUGCUGCUGCUGCUGCCGCUGGCGGAGCUGGAGGCGGUUGCAUCAACAUGGGCAUGAAUAUGGGCAUGAACAUGGGCAUGGCUAUGAACAUGCCCAUGGGCGUCGGUGUGGGCGUGGGCGUGGGCAUGGGCGUGGCAUUGAACGAUGGCGUCGGCGGCGCUGCAUAUAAAACGAAUGCCAUCAAUAAUAAUUAUCGCUACAAUGGACGCAAUGCUGGCACUGGAACAGGAGGCCGUCAGAUACAGGACAGCGAUUAUGAGAUCAUUGUUGUCGAUGAGAACAAUCCCUCCGUGCUGGCGGACAAUGAUUCCCACUCGAGUGGACCACCAUCCAUAAAGGCUCAUAACAACAACAAUAACAACACAAAGACAGCAACAGUAACAACAACAACAACAACAGUACCAACAACUGCAACAACAACAACAACUGUAAAAUCAACAACAACAACAACAACAAGCAAAGAUACUAUCAAAAUUCAACAACAACCAUUGUCACCACCAAAGCCAAUACUCCCACAAAAGUUGCCAAAGAGCGUUGAUUCGGAUGUGGGAUCCUUGAACAUGAACUCGACCGAGAAUGAGGUGCCCGAGGUGGAAUCCUCCAGCGAUAUUCUGGCCGAUGAGCAUAAGCCGAGCAACUCGAAUGACGAGAGCUGGACGGAUGUGAAUUUGAAUGAGGAUGCAGCUGUCCAGGCGGCGGCAAGUGCUGGUCUCGUUGUGGGUCUUGUGGAUGCCAACGAUGCUGUCAAGCACGAGCAUCAGCAACAUGCACAGCAGCAACAGCAACAACAGCAGCAACAACAGCAACAACAGCAACAACAGGGUUCAGGUCUGGGCAUGAUUGUUGGUCCAGAGCGUGGCGAUAAACCGGAUUCGGAAAUAUCGGUGGUGCGUGUGCCAGAUGGCUAUGGAGUUGGUGGUGCCACCACAGUGGCCAGCAGUGGCGGCAAUGCCUCCACAAUGGCCACCACAGCUGGCGGUCAACAACAGCAGCGUUCGCGACCCGAUGAGUUGCCAAUGAAGCCACCAGCCCUGGUUGCCCAGCUGCCAUUGACGACGCCGUCGAGGGAGGCAAGUCUCACACAGAAACUGGAGAUUGCCUUGGGUCCAGUGUGUCCACUGUUGCGUGAGAUCAUGGUCGACUUUGCGCCCUUCCUCUCAAAGACUUUGGUCGGUUCACAUGGCCAGGAGCUGCUGAUGGAGGGCAAGGGUCUGACCACAUUCAAGAACUCGCAUUCCGUUGUCGAGCUGGUGAUGUUGCUCUGCUCCCAGGAGUGGCAGAACAGUCUGCAGAAGCACGCCGGACUCGCCUUCAUCGAGCUGAUCAACGAGGGUCGUCUGCUCUCCCAUGCGAUGAAGGAUCACAUUGUGCGUGUGGCCAAUGAGGCGGAAUUCAUACUGAAUCGCAUGCGGGCCGAUGAUGUCCUGAAGCAUGCGGACUUUGAGUCGCAGUGUGCCCAGACAUUGCUGGAGAGGCGGGAGGAGGAGCGCAUGUGCGAUCAUCUGAUCACAGCAGCCAGGCGCAGGGACAAUGUCAUUGCCAGUCGUCUGCUGGAGAAGGUCAGGAACAUCAUGUGCAAUCGUCAUGGUGCCUGGGGCGAGGCCAAUGGCAUCGGCAUGACCAUGACCAUGGGCAUUGGCAUGGGAUCGCAGUUGGCGCUGCAGAAGAGCACCUACUGGAAGCUGGAUGCCUGGGAGGAUGAUGCGCGACGUCGCAAGCGCAUGGUUCAGAAUCCAAGGGGCUCAUCCCAUCCACAGGCCACACUCAAGGCGGCCCUGGAGAACGGUGCACCCGAGGAUGCGAUUCUACAGACACGCGAUGAGUUCCACACUCAGAUUGCAGUCUCGCGAUCGCAUCCAUCGGCGCAGCACAACAGCGAACUGCUCGAUGAUGCCGAGCUGUUGAUCGAGGAUCGGGAACUGGACUUGGAUCUGACAGGGCCGGUGAAUAUCAGCACCAAGGCGCGUCUGAUAGCACCUGGCUUGGUGGCACCCGGCACCGUUUCGAUAACCAGCACGGAGAUGUUCUUUGAGGUGGACGAGGAUCAUCCGGAGUUCCAUAAGAUCGAUGCGGAGGUGUUAAAGUAUUGCGAUCACCUGCAUGGCAAAUGGUAUUUCUCCGAGGUGCGUGCGAUCUUCUCCCGUCGCUAUCUGCUCCAGAAUGUGGCACUCGAGAUCUUUCUGGCCAGUCGCACCUCCAUUCUGUUCGCCUUCCCCGAUCAGCAUACGGUCAAGAAGGUGAUCAAGGCACUGCCUCGGGUCGGAGUGGGCAUCAAGUAUGGCAUUCCACAGACACGUCGCGCCUCGAUGAUGUCGCCCCGCCAGCUGAUGAGGAACUCGAACAUGACACAGAAGUGGCAACGUCGCGAGAUCUCCAACUUUGAGUACUUGAUGUUCCUCAACACGAUUGCGGGUCGAACGUACAACGAUCUAAAUCAAUAUCCCAUCUUUCCCUGGGUCCUCACCAACUACGAUUCCAAAGAUCUUGAUCUUAGUCUACCCUCCAACUAUCGCGAUCUAUCGAAACCGAUCGGUGCACUGAAUCCAUCGCGUCGUGCAUACUUUGAGGAGCGCUACGAGAGCUGGGAUAGCGAUACCAUACCUCCAUUCCAUUAUGGCACCCACUAUUCAACCGCUGCCUUCACCCUCAACUGGCUGGUGAGGGUUGAGCCCUUUACGACCAUGUUCCUUGCCCUUCAAGGCGGCAAAUUCGAUUAUCCCGAUCGUUUGUUCUCCUCGGUCUCGUUGAGCUGGAAGAACUGCCAGCGGGACACGUCGGAUGUGAAGGAGCUGAUACCCGAAUGGUAUUUCCUGCCCGAAAUGUUCUACAACUCAUCGGGCUAUCGGCUGGGACAUCGCGAAGAUGGCGCCCUCGUUGAUGACAUCGAAUUGCCGCCGUGGGCGAAAAGUCCCGAGGAGUUUGUGCGCAUCAAUCGCAUGGCCCUGGAAUCGGAGUUUGUCUCCUGUCAGCUGCAUCAGUGGAUCGAUCUGAUAUUCGGUUACAAGCAGCGUGGACCCGAGGCAAUUCGGGCCACCAACGUGUUCUAUUAUCUCACCUACGAGGGCAGCGUCGAUCUCGAUGGUGUCCUUGAUCCGGUGAUGCGUGAAGCGGUCGAGAAUCAAAUACGCAACUUUGGACAGACGCCAAGUCAACUGUUGAUGGAGCCACAUCCACCACGCAGCUCGGCGAUGCAUCUAUCACCGAUGAUGUUCAGUGCCAUGCCCGAGGAUCUCUGUCAGAUGCUCAAGUUCUAUCAGAACUCACCGGUCAUCCACAUCUCGGCCAAUACGUACCCGCAGCUGUCGUUGCCCUCGGUGGUCACUGUGACGGCGGGUCAUCAAUUUGCCGUGAAUCGAUGGAACUGCAAUUACACCGCAUCCGUCCAGAGUCCCAGCUAUGCUGAAUCACCUCAAACGCCGGGCUCCAAUCAACCGCUGACAAUCGAUCCAGUUUUGGCUGUGCAUGGCACCAACAACAACAGCAAUGCGGUCAGUCGUCGACACUUGGGCGAUAACUUUAGCCAAAUGCUGAAAAUACGCUCCAAUUGCUUUGUGACCACCGUCGACAGCCGUUUUCUGAUUGCCUGCGGCUUCUGGGACAACAGUUUUCGUGUGUUUGCCACCGAAACGGCGAAAAUCGUGCAAAUUGUGUUUGGUCACUUUGGCGUUGUCACCUGCAUGGCCCGAUCCGAGUGCAACAUUACAUCGGACUGUUAUAUUGCCUCCGGCUCGGCUGAUUGCACUGUUUUAUUGUGGCACUGGAAUGCCCGUACCCAAAGCAUUGUCGGUGAGGGAGACGUACCAACGCCACGUGCCACAUUGACAGGUCACGAGCAGGCUGUCACCUCGGUGGUCAUCAGUGCCGAGCUGGGACUCGUUGUAUCCGGUUCAACGAAUGGUCCCGUGCUUAUACACACUACCUUUGGCGAUUUGCUGCGCUCGCUGGAUCCACCCGUUGAUUUCCACUCGCCGGAGUUGAUAACCAUGUCGCGCGAGGGCUUCAUUGUCAUCAACUAUGACAAGGGCAAUGUGGCUGCCUACACGGUGAAUGGCAAGAAGCUGCGCCAUGAAACGCACAACGACAAUCUGCAGUGCAUGCUGCUCUCGCGCGAUGGCGAGUAUCUGAUGACAGCUGGUGAUCGAGGUAUUGUCGAGGUGUGGCGCACCUUCAAUCUGGCCCCACUCUAUGCCUUCCCCGCCUGCAAUGCGGGCAUACGUUCCCUCUCGCUCACUCACGAUCAGAAAUAUUUGCUGGCUGGUUUGUCAACUGGUUCAAUAAUUGUAUUCCAUAUUGACUUCAAUCGCUGGCAUCACGAGUAUCAACAGCGCUACUAAGCGACUCGUCACUCGCUCGUUUCGCAUUCCACGUUCCACAUUCCACAAUCCAUGUCAACGCAAUAACAAAACAGCUGAAUUAAAUGUGAGAUCGGGAAAGAAAGAGAGAGAGAGAGAGAGCAGGCAAGUAAAAGAGAGCGGCAAAAAAAGUACUUAAGUGAAAGAUAAAGAGAAAGUGAAACAACAGGAGAAAGGCAUACAAGGAGAACGAAAGAAAAUUCGUUGUUCAAUGUUUGUUUGUUUGUUUUUUGUAUGUUUUUUUUUUUUUUAAUUUUUUUCUUAUCAAUAGACAUUACAAACACUAGACAAAUAAGCAAAAAAAAAAAAAAAUAAUAUUUUUUUUUUCUCUAGCAUUACUUAUGAUAAUAGCAUAUUAAUUAGUGCUCGUAUGUUUGGUGUGAGCCAGUCAAAAAACAAAAUUUUUUUUACUAGUUAUACGGCGUGUAGUAUAUGUAUUAAGUUACGGACGAAACGAUAUGAAAACAAAAUAUAAAAAGAAACACAAAAUGAUGAUGAAAACGAUGAAAAUUAAACACACACACAAGCAAUUUCCCGGCUUAAGUUGAGUAGUUUUAAUAAAUGGAAUGAGAAACGACAAGUUAGUGUUUAUAAAACGCAAUAAGCAGUUCAUUAAAUCUUAAAAAAAAAUAAUAAUAAUAAUAAUACAAAUAAUAAUAAUACAAAAAAUUACGUAGCAAAAGUUCUCACAAAUAUAGAAACGCUUGAAAUGGAACGAAACGAAAAAGAAACAAAAUGAAACUAAGCGGCCAAAUGAAAGACAACAAAAGAAAAGAAAAAAAGAAAGACAGGUUGAUAAGAAUGAGAGAGAAGCCAAUUUUUAACAAUGUUUGCGAAGCUUGUGACGUCACAAGUGACACAGAAAACUGUUCACAAAUUAAGAAGGUAAUCAAAUAUACAAAUAUAGUACAUGCACAUAUGCAUAUGACAAAGCAUAAAUGAUACUGAAAAAAACAAACAAUUAAAAAAAACCUUAAGACCGAUUAAUUAUGACAAUGCCAAGGCAAUAAAUGCUAAAUCUAAAGAAAAGCAAAUUAAAAAAGAGAAACAUAACUAAAGAAUAAAAAGAAAAGAAAGCGAUAAGAGAGAAGAGCAGAAUUAACUCGAGGUGAAAGGUUUGCGAUUAGCGCAGAAUACGCGAUAUUUUAAUAAAAGAUAAAAAAAACUAGUUAAAAAAUGCAACUAACUCAAGCUAAAUAAAAAUAAUUUACCAACACUGCUAAAAGCUAAAUUAUAAAUACUAAAACAAAAGCAGGCAUAAUACAUAUAAUUAAAUAAUAUAUAAAUAUGAAUACAAUAUGCAACUUAGCAAAUGUGGCUAAACACGAAUGAAGCUAGCAAAUAAGACGCAUACGCCGCAUUGCACAGCACAGCACAGCAACCUCCCUACAACACUAUAUUUUGUGUAUUUUUUUCUCAACGUUUUGCAACACUUUUUCAAUUGCGUCCAAAGUAAAGAAAACGAAUUCGAAAGAAACAAGUUGUUUUUUAGCUUUAAAUUCGGUUCGUUUGCUUCAAAAAACCUUAAAAACCCUUCCUUAAAACCUUAAACAUGUACGUCCAAAACUUAAAUUUAGACAAGCUCAUGCCUGUCCUUGAUUAAGAUUAUAUAUGUAUGCUAUAUAAUGCUUAUGGCUGUCUGUAAGACACAAACAAAAUGAAAAAUUAGAAGAACUAAACGAAGGCGCUGCAAAUGUAAUUGGAAAAGAAAAUGAAGUUGAUCUUCCUUCUGGCUUAAGCAGGCGCAUAUCAUCAAUUGAUUCUUGUUAUUAUUAUUAUAAUCAUUAUUGAUUUUGAUCGAAAGAGAAUAAACCCAUAUAUAUAUAUAUAUACAAAUAUUUACUAUUCCCCCAAAGUCCAUCCAAGUCGCCAUCGCACUUUCGCUUAGUUUUGUACAUACAACUAGGACAUAUUAAUACACGGCCCCAAAACACCCCCACACACCCUUACACAUACAUACGCAAAGUACUUCAAGUAGAACAUGAACAUUCGGUUGUAAUAUUGGCCCCCCAUUCUGAAGGCCACAAUCAAAGUAAGCCCAAAAAAAAAAA
Messenger RNA from Drosophila innubila, 14126 nucleotides. RefSeq names its product neurobeachin (gene rg). Gene Ontology annotation, cellular component: cytosol; membrane. The record is from RefSeq and is a predicted model, not a curated record. Bases 361 to 12057 code for a protein of 3898 amino acids. Gene Ontology annotation, molecular function: protein kinase binding. Gene Ontology annotation, biological process: intracellular protein localization. Lineage: Eukaryota; Metazoa; Arthropoda; Insecta; Diptera; Drosophilidae. The transcript has 31 exons.